Molecule: messenger RNA, 1254 nt
Organism: Pseudogymnoascus destructans
Lineage: Eukaryota; Fungi; Ascomycota; Leotiomycetes; Thelebolales; Thelebolaceae
Gene: SEH1
Product: epoxide hydrolase, soluble (sEH)
Exons: 2
Coding region: 1-1254 (417 amino acids)
Biological process (GO): cellular response to amino acid starvation; positive regulation of TORC1 signaling
Cellular component (GO): Seh1-associated complex; nuclear pore outer ring
Molecular function (GO): structural molecule activity; protein binding
Source: RefSeq, a predicted model, not a curated record
AUGGAGGAAGAUUUAUUCGGCGAGUCUACGGGCUUCUCGAUACAGCAGCACGGACACAAGGAUAUGGUUGAGGCGUCGGCAUUUAACAGCUACGGCACGCGGUUUGCCCUGGGCUCGGCGGAUGGGAAGAUCAAGGUGUUUGAUCGGCUGAGGAAUGGGGGUUGGGGACUGUGUGAUACGUGGGCGGCGCAUAAUGCGGAGGUUUUGGAGUUGCAUUGGCUGCCGCCGACUAUACAUCCGAAUAUGCUGGGGUCGAUAUCGACGGAUGGGAAGUUCAGGCUCUGGGCGGAGGAUCCUACCAUCCCCCCUCUUAAUGGGAGGCGAUUCAACUCAAAGGCAAAUCGCCCAAUCUACGAAUUGCGAUCUGCGUCGAGAGCGCCAUUCCUCUCUUUCGAUAUCAAACACAACCCGGAGCUACGCCAUACAUUCCUAGCAUUGCUCGAUCGCGACGCCCUGUUGACAGUCUACGAGAAUGACGAGCCUGAAAAUAUGACUAGUUGGACACAGAUCGAUCAAUUCCUCGUCUGCAAAAAGCCCUCCAGAGGCGAAGAGGUGGCAUUCAAAGUCUCCUUCGACCCCAAUCUCGAGCCGUCAUACAAUGCCAUCCGCGAGGGUGUUCCGCGGGACUCCUUAUCGCUUAUUGUCGCUGGUAUGAACACAGCCAGGAUCUGGCGCACGAAGAUGAUCUCCCAUGAUGUGAGCUUGGGGUCAGGCAGCAGCAGGGAGUUUUAUCGCGCAGCGGACUUGCCGGAUCAUAAGAGCUUGGUGAGGGAUGUUGCUUGGGCGGCUGGCAGUAUCAGGGGCUAUGAUAUUUGCGCCACUGUGUGUAAGGACGGGAUAGUACGGGUGUUUGAGGUGCGGACACCGCCGAAGGAUGGACAAGAGGCGACAGAUGCGCCGUACGGGGCCUAUCCUUCUAAUAAGGGAGGUAAUCCUUCACGGAUGAGUGAUGAGCUGAAGAAUGGUCCAUCGGGUAUCGGUGCUGGCCUGGCUACUGUGAGGUCUGGUCCUGGUGGCAAUAGGCAGUCUGGGGGAGUAUCUCUGGCUGGUCAAGUUCCGCAUGUGGUGAAGGAAAUGACGAAACUCGACGGCCACCAUGGCCCUGUCUGGCGCUGUCAAUUUGACGAUGAUGGCCAGAUGCUGGGGACGACUGGCGAUGAUGGAAAACUCCUCUUAUGGAGAAGACAGCCAAACGGACAAUGGUGUCUUAACGGAGAGCUUGCCAUGAAGAGGGAGCAUAGGCCCAUUGCUUAA